UAUGGUACGCGUACAUACGUCGCAUGCCUGACAUGUCAAAAUUUCCCUCCACGAAACGGCAUGGUGACGUGUAUAAUAAGCCUUGAACCACCCGUUUCGCUGAUUGUGGAGAGAGUUUGUUGCCACUGACGCGUGCUGUAGACUCUAACCGCUUCAUCGUUGUUUGGAUUCAAGCUGUGGAUCAAAGACAGAAAGAACACACCGUUUUAUAUGUAACGUUCACGUUAUUCUUGUAAAAAGUUGUAGAGUGUGCUUCGUGACUGUUGAGCGGACGGCCUGAUCCGCACGUUGGCGUGGUUAUUGACACAGAGCAGGCAUGGAUUGAUUGAGUCGUUCAUAGUUGAACCAUAGUUGAAUGUGUUAUGUAAUGUACACAUGCACAUCGUACACGGGAUUUCGUCUCAUUACUGAGACGUUAACGAGAGACUGAUCGAAGCAUUAACCCCUGAAGAUAAAAAGAUUAUUUGGGCGCGUGACAAGUGGGUAGGCAGUCAACAGUUGUGCAGCACUGAACCGUACCGGUACCGCAGUUCGUCUGCGCAGCAGCUAGGCCCAGUGCCUAACGAGAUUUUGCAAGUUGUGGGCCUACGUACAUGUACGUUGCCUCAGAAAUGUCAGCACCCAAGAAGCCAGACCCUCCGGUUGUGGGCAAAGUAACACACCACACCAUUGAGCUGUUGUGGGACGCAGCCGGCCACGCAGACAGUGUGGACAAGGGGGACGGCAGACUACGCUUUGCAGUGCAAGAAGCGGAUAGGAUUCAGGGCUGGGGAAACGUAUACACCGGCUAUGCAACAAACAACGUCUUCCAAGGGCUGGAACCCAACACCCUUUACAAGUACCGGCUCCGCGUGUUCAACAACCACGGAAGUAGCGAGUUCAGCAGAGUCGUGACCGUCUCGACAACAAAGGAACCAUUGACUGGGGACCAGCUGCACAAAGCGGUGUCAUUGACUCAGGAUGUGAAUCGCGUGGCCGAGAUUCUGGAGUCAGGGGAUGUCUGGGUGGACGUACCAGACACCUUUGGCCUGUCUCCCCUCAUGCAGGCCUCCCAGAAGGGAAACAUUGAAAUGAUCGAGACGCUGCUGAGAUACGGAGCCGACGUCAACGCGGUGAACGGAAGCGGGAAGGACAGCCUCAUGUUGGCUUGCUUUGCCGGCCACUUGCCAGUGGUCAAGUUGCUGCGGUCCUACAACGCCUCGUAUGUGAACCGGGAUAAAGGGGGCUCGACGGCCAUGCACUGGGCAGUGGACGGUGGCAACGUGGCUCUGAUCCAGUCCCUGAUUGCUGAUGGAGCUUCGGUCAGUGAAAAGGACUGGGGCUCAGGCUGGACACCCCUGCUUCGCUGUGCUGCCAUGGCUGGCGAUUCCAGUGUUGCCAGGGUGCUCAUCAAUGCGGGGGCAGAGGUCAACAUCAAGGACAAAGAUGGAAAGACGCCCCUGAUGAUUGCAAGUUUGAAUGGCCAUGUUUCCCUGGUGCAGCUUUUGGUUGAGAAGGGGGCUGACCCGACAGUGCGCACCGAGUUUGGCAUGUCUGCCGUCGAAAUGGCACACUCGUUUGACCGGAAGAGAGUCAUGAAGUACUACGCCGAGAUACUAGAAAAAGGCAAGCUGAAGAAAGGUAUCGCCUGCAGUUGAUCAGCAGUGAAUGCAAUCCUUCCAACUACCCGACCGUCCAUUUUACGUAUUACGGCCCGCAGAUCUCACAGUGAAAUCCCCUGCGUUGCCUUUUUUUUUUGAGCAAAGUUCUGCCCUUUAGUCUGGCUGUGGACGUUGGACUUAACGUGGGGUUUCGUAAACUUGUUAGCCUCCUGCCAAUCAAAGCAGCCUAGUUCUAAUUUAUCACUUUAUCUUUUGGAUCAAUUGUUGAUUACUGCAGUACUGACUAUCCACAUAGUAUCCAGUUAGGGGUGUUGAGAACUUUGGUGAAUAGAGGUACAGCUACAAGUAAAUUUGUAGAAUGAUUGAGGCUUAGCAAACCUUGUGGUUUCAUAAGCCAGGUGUUCACUGUUCAGGAUGCAAAAAACUCCCUAUAGUGUAUGGUGGUGUAACUGGGGAUACUUUUUUUUUUGGGGGGGAGGUUACGUUGGCGCCCUCAUUUUUUGAAGGGAGGCACUCAGUGCGUUCGAUCACCGUUGAAAAGCUGACCAAGGUGGACUUUCACCAGAGUUUUUCCUCUUCCAAUUUCUUAGUGGAGGGGCAUGCCUUCCAUCCACCAUCGCCCCCUUAGUUGCGCCACUGGUAGUGUAGCAAGAAAGACCAUGGAUAUUUGUGGUGGGGUCCGCUGUCCUGCUUAUGUAUCAUUCUCUGUGAGCCUCAAAUUAAUUUGCUGCAUGCUUUAAUACACAGGAGUGUCAUAGGUACAUAUUUUUUCCAAUACAAGGAUGGGAUUAACUUUGUUUCAGUACCACAUUUAUAUUCAGUUGGAUGCUAAGCGUGAACAAAGUAUGUACAAAGUAUGGGGUUGUGCAUCGUCCAUACAAGAACAUGCACAUCCAAUCUUCAGGUUGUGGACAGUGUAUAUAAAGUACAAUGCCGAUUUAUGGUCAGGACCUUUGAGCUGUUUAAAGAUUACUGUGGCCAGUCUUAAGUUUGUGAACAAUCGCCAUGGACAUCAUUGGACCGUCGCAAUUUUGAUGAAACAUGCCAGAUUUGCACUAUAGUUUUGUUUAUAUUUGGAAAGAAUGCAAAAUUAAAACAAGCAGUAAUGUGGAGAUUUACUCUGAGGUACCUUCCAAAACAACUGCAAAACCUUGUAAAAGUUGAGAUAAACCUAAGCUUACCGUAUGUUUAAUUUCACUUUCCCCCAGAUCAGUUUAUGUCGCUGAAGUUAUGACCAUUUUCUGUAUCAUUAAUUGUGAGCAGUUUUUGAUAUUUCAGUUAUCUUACUUUUGCUCUUAAUACAGGGAGAAUGCAGGCAUUCAGCGUCUUGAAUACAAAACUAUACAUUUUCUUGUUGGUGAAUGAGUUACACAGUGUGAGCUGAGAUUUUCCUCAUUUUUUUAGAUAUUUGUUUUAUUUUUUAAUUUUUUUUUGGAAGACGACAUUUCAGGCAUUUAACCCCAUUGAUUCUGCAUCAAAGAUAUCAUAGCUUUCACAUAGACGGAGUACAUCCAUUGGAGCUGCGGCUCAACCACAUCUACAGGCAAGUACAGGUGCAAAUGAUAGUUGGACCUCCACUCAGUUGCACACAUGCACGAUGUCAGUUGUUGAACUGUUUUGUAAAAUCUCACCGCAACUCGCAUGUUGUAUUCAGCUGAGACUUUUGCAGUGUACAUGGUCAAUAUCAUUUUGGACAGGUUUAUGUUUUUUCAUGUGAAUUGUUUCCUCUAUAUUGAUAUAUUGAAUUGGCCCAAAUUAGCAAUGUGACCAUGCCCCAGGGCCUGGUUCCAGAUGUUUGACUAGAUGGUCCAAACUUUCUGACAUUUGGGCAGUGUUGGUCAAACUGUAGUCAACCACAACUUGUACAGUCGUCACUCAUAGUUGUCCCGUAAAGUUUGUGUUACCAAAAGGGUUCACCUUUCGUAUUGAAGGGGGGCGUGAGCAAGUGGUUAGGAUGAUACAUGACCAGAGGAUCAGGAGUUCUAAUCUGGUAGGCCAGUCCUAAAUUGUAGCCAUGGGUGUGUCACUUCUGACCCCUACCUUGCUCCUACUGGCAUUAGCUAGUGAGCUAUCUUUUAUGGACUGAGAUGUCAUCCAGGGGCAGUGGAAAUAUUCUCAGUCAUUUCAUGCCAAGGAAACUGAAGAUAAAACAUCUGUGUGACAGGCCAAACGGCUUCAGCAAAUAUUGCUCUGCUUGCUUAUCGAAAGGCACAGAAAAAGGGGGCAGAGUCACACGUAAGAGUGAGGAUGAACCUUGAAUACGUGUAUGUAAAAAGUAUGGAAUGUCUCAUCCCAAAUCCCAGGCCUCCAUUUCCCUGUCCAAACACCCCCCUACAAAUUAUUCUUUCAUCUUUCUGAGCUUCACUGCCUGAAACAACGUUCUCCCACCUGUCAAAUUAUAAUUACCUAUAUUAAAUAUUACUCAGCUGAUAACUGUAUAUUUUGGCCUGAAUUUAAAUAUUAAAUGAAUUCUUCUUGGAAAAUCCGUCCAGAAGUUGACAGUUAAAAGAGUUUGGCCCAUCAAAAGGCUUGAUUUUACACUUGCUUUUUAAGUAUUCCAAUGUAUUGCAUUUAUUUGUUAAUAUAUGCAUUUCAGUUACAAAAAGUGUAAUUUCAGUUUUUAAAAAUUUAGAGUUUAUUAGAGCAGCUGUUGUAGCCACGUUCCUUUUUUAUACAUUAAUCGGUGAGCAUAUGUUCAUUGUACAUAUUUUGAUGCUGUCAAGGCCAAAUCCCAAUUAAAAAACAACACUGUCAAUUCUUGUUCCUCGUUCGAUUGACGAA
Messenger RNA from Acanthaster planci (crown-of-thorns starfish), 4382 nucleotides. RefSeq names its product fibronectin type III and ankyrin repeat domains 1 (gene fank1). The record is from RefSeq and is a predicted model, not a curated record. Gene Ontology annotation, molecular function: protein binding. Lineage: Eukaryota; Metazoa; Echinodermata; Asteroidea; Valvatida; Acanthasteridae. Gene Ontology annotation, cellular component: nucleus. Gene Ontology annotation, biological process: regulation of apoptotic process.